CCUUUCAUCCCCUACAAUUUGUCCCCUGCCUCAUGCCUAGUCCAUCCUCUAUUGCCCUGUACUCCAUAGAUAUGUCGCGAUGGAAGAUAAACAUAAUUUUUCUGAUAAAUUGAAUUAUUAUGAUCAAUAUUGGUAACAGUGGCUAUGAAACAAAUAACUGGUUUUGAAAUGGAGGCAUCAUUGAUAACAAGGCUAGAGUGGCAGAAACACAUGCCCAAAAAUGGAAAUGGUCACUUCCUUUUACCCAAUGUCAUAUUCACGUCUUAAUCCACUUUACUAGAAAUUCCAGACACUAGAGGUAAUAUUUCUGUUUCCUUGAAUUCAGUGACUCAUCAGUCCACUUUCUGCAAAGGUCCCCGGACCCCAGCUUUGUAUAUAAAGCUCCUGACUAGUAUUUCUCCUCUAACUGAGGGUUUAGCUCAGUCCAGGUACAUUGCAUUGACUCCUGUUAUUUAAUUAAUCACUGCUUUUAUUAAUUUAAUAUUUAUUCAUAGAUAGGCAGCAGGGUUUCAUUUUCUUUUUUAUCAUUUAGUUGGAUUUAUUUUUUUAUUCCUCGGUGACAUUUUCCUGUAUCACUUUCACCCGGUAUUGACAUUCACACCUUCAAAUGUUCUUCUCCACUUUUGACACCUGCCUCUCUAUCACCUUUUUCCUCUUCUUCCUACCCCUCUCCCUCUUAUUUUAUCUCCCGGAUCCAAACCCACUUCUGUCAUUCAGUGAUCAUGUCAGAGAGAGACACUUAUACACAGAGGACAAAAGACGUGGACUUUUCCUAGAGAUUUGCCCAGAUGGCGUUGUGAAAGGGACCCCCAUCCAGACGGAAAACAGUGUGCUCCAGCUGAGGUCCGUGAGAGCUGGAGAGACUGUCAUCCAGGCAUCGUCGUCAUUUCUCUACCUAUGUGCCAACAAAAAGGGACAUCUCUGGGGGCAGCGGAUAUACACAGAAGCUGACUGCACCUUCAAGGAAUUGUUGCUGGAGGAUGGGUACACACUUUUCCUUUCUGUUAAUCAUGAUAUUCCCGUGUCUCUUACAUCUAAGAGGCCCCCGGGAAAGCACCUUCCUCCAUUUUCACGGUUCCUUCCGAUGCAAAAUGUCCUGCACAUGGAGAGUGGUGAAGAGAAACAGAGUGAAUUUCCAAUGAAAAAUAAAGAACAUUUAGACCUUGACUCUGAUGACCCAUUUGGAAUGAGACUUGGAGAAUCAGUCAUAAGUCCAGCAUUCAACUUAAAUGUUCCUGCUGCUAGGUAACCAAAAAAAAUGUAAUGUAAAUGUAAAUGUAAAUUCCACAUCAAACAGCUACUACCAGUCUUUUAAGCGAUGUCUCAAAUGGCUAAAAUGUAGCAUUUCAUUUAUUUGCUGAAUUUUCAAUUCGUAGGUGUGUGUGUG
Paramormyrops kingsleyae is the source of this 1387-nucleotide messenger RNA. NCBI's taxonomy places the organism in Eukaryota, Metazoa, Chordata, Actinopteri, Osteoglossiformes, Mormyridae. The record is from RefSeq and is a predicted model, not a curated record.